AUUAUACUUUAACUCUUCCACCCUCUCCUAUUAUACUUUAACUCUUUCACCCUCUCCUAUUCCCCCAAUUGUGGCUCCAUCAUGUCUGCUACAAAACUUGACCAUUCAUCUCUGCAGGGACCCAGAUUGUUAUCUGACCAUUUGUCUCUGCAGGGACCCUCAUCGUCUAUAUGCUAAUUUAUCUGACCAUUUGUCUCUGCAGGGACCCUCAUACCCCCCAUUAAAGUGACCACCCUGCAGUUUUCAAAAGGUAUAUAAUGUUCCCUCAAAAUAUCUUUAGUCAGAUUGGUUCUGAUCGACUGUGAGCUGUACCCAUACUCUCUGUGUGUGUCAAUAAACUCAAGUCAACUCUGAAGCCGUCUCCUGACUCCUGAAUCGGACACCUGGUUCCUGAAGGCCGAAUUUCUAACAACUUGGUGCCGUGACCCGGAUGGCAUACUGAAACCUACUUGGACAAUACAUUGACUUCUGGAUGAUUUGAUGCAUCUUCAUGAAAGCUCAUCUUCAAGAGAGUCUGCGUAGCCAAGGAUCUGCAAAGACAUCUGCUCAGCCGAGGAUCUGCAAGACAUCUGCUCAGCCGAGGAUCUUCAAGAGAUCUGCUCAGCCGAGGAUCUUCAAGAGAUCUGCACAGCCGAGGAUCUUCAGGAAAUCUGCACAGCCGAGGAUCUUCAGGAAAUCUGCACAGCCGAGAAUCUUCAAGAGAUCUGCAUAACUGAUAACCUUCAAGAGAGUCUGCACAGCUGAGAAGUUUCAAGACAGUCUGCACAGCUGAGGAUCUUCAAGAGAUCUGCACAGCCGAGGAUCUUCAGGAAAUCUGCACAGCCGAGGAUCUUCAGGAAAUCUGCACAGCCGAGAAUCUUCAAGAGAUCUGCAUAACUGAUAACCUUCAAGAGAGUCUGCACAGCUGAGAAGUUUCAAGACAGUCUGCACAGCUGAGGAUCUUCAAGAGAUCUGCACAGCCUGAAGAACCUUCAAGAAAAUCUGCAUAGCUGAGGAAUCCAAGAAAAUCUGUGUAGCUUUUUGAAGACAAAGACAAGACCUUGAAGACAACUUCAAGCAACCCACACUGUGAAGUCUACCAGAACACCAUGAAUGCAAUUAUGUGCAUGAUCAUAGCAAUGAUCUAUGGUGUAAAUACAUGGGAUUGCACACGCAUGCCUACUGAAUACUUGACAUUUCACCAUGCAAAAGCAAAUCACCCAAGCUCCCUGACCUGCACCCUUCAUGAACAAGCUUUGCCUGAAAACACUAUAUGUCUCUGGCACUUCUGUACCAAUGAAGAAUCAGAAACAUUAGGACCAAGUUCACUAAUAGUGAGCUUUAGGGUAAAAGCAGGCUUUGUACUGGUGAACCAACGAACAAAUAACCUAUUUGUUCUAAACCAGAAUGGCACCUUAUUCUUUAACAAGAUAAGGUAUGAAAAUGAAGGCUCGUACAGAUGCAAAUGUGGCGAACAUGUUCGGUAUCAUCAGCUUUAUGUAGAUACUGACAUAAAAAUAAACCAAGGGGGAAACCAAGUUCCAAGCAUUAACCCAAAAGAGAAUGUUUUUUCCCAUCUCUUCUCACUGACAAGGACUCAACUUUUCGGAGAGCAGCCUGUGUGUGUUCCCCAACCUGUCAGCGUAACUGGAGGAAUCUCAUGGACUGCACAUUCAAUCUCCAAAUGUGACACAUGUUCUGUCUUACAAUCACAUAAUAGCAAUCCAGUUAACAUUGUCUCCUGUCACAACGUCACAGUUCCAGUGGUCACUAGCUGCUGUGUCCCUGGUGAAAACACAUGCAACACCACCUCACUUCCGAAAACCAAUGUCACAGAGCUUAUCACACCCAGUCAUUUUCCCUGGUGUAUUGAGAGUACAGGUGAAUCACCUUCUCUAGGUGAAAUUCCCAAACAAGCAUGUGCUGAAAUCUAUGCCUUAGAUGAUGAGGGCACCGCUUACAGACACUCAUCCAGGAUAUCACAAAAACUGCCUUCUCAAAUCACUCUCCAGGGGCCUGUUGAUGAUGAAGACUGCGUAAAAGAAGGUGCUCACUGGCAUAAUCUACUCGCUUUGACUCAGAUAUGUCGUCUACCUGCUCCGGUAGGUACAUACUGGCUCUGUGGAACUACUGCAUGGUCUGAAUUGCCCUCCAGGUUUAAUGGCAGAUGCACACUCGCAUACCUGUAUCCAUCCAUGAGGAGUAAACAAGAGAAGUUACAACUCACAGCUGGCAGUACUGACCAGAGUAAUACCUGCAUUCCUGGUUUAACCUGUCAACAGACUCUGUGGUCUCGCACUCUUGGAGCUCUAAUUCCAUCAUAUGGUGUCAUGCAAUCACUGGAUCAGAUCCGUACCCUCUCAAGACAAAUGGAUCAAUUAAUUAAUGACACUGUUUUCGCCUUAAACAACAUCAGCCUUGCCUUAGCUUCCCACAGAAUGAUGAUUCUGCAGAACCGCAUUGCUCUGGACUAUCUACUAUCCAGCCAUGGUGGAACUUGCUCAGUGGUAGGUCCUGAAUGCUGCACUGAUGUCAUGAAUCCUAAGGAAGACCUCUCAAACAUAAUCACAGACUUACGAAAUUUACAUGACCAAGUAUCCACAAUGAACAAUUCUGAAACUUGGCUAUAUGGACUUCUUGGACCUUUAUGGCAUAACAUUGUAGAGAUAGGCUUGGUUCUACUUUGCACAGUUAUAGCCAUUUUUAUUGUUUGCUUUAGUUUUCGAUUUUUUAUUGUACAUAUGUUUCGAAUUUUGAGUAAUAAUGUAGUUGUGUGAUUCUCCAUUUGGGAGAAUCAAAGGGGGAAUUGAUAGAAUUCUGCCCAUAACAAAUUAUACUUUAACUCUUCCACCCUCUCCUAUUAUACUUUAACUCUUUCACCCUCUCCUAUUCCCCCAAUUGUGGCUCCAUCAUGUCUGCUACAAAACUUGACCAUUCAUCUCUGCAGGGACCCAGAUUGUUAUCUGACCAUUUGUCUCUGCAGGGACCCUCAUCGUCUAUAUGCUAAUUUAUCUGACCAUUUGUCUCUGCAGGGACCCUCAUACCCCCCAUUAAAGUGACCACCCUGCAGUUUUCAAAAGGUAUAUAAUGUUCCCUCAAAAUAUCUUUAGUCAGAUUGGUUCUGAUCGACUGUGAGCUGUACCCAUACUCUCUGUGUGUGUCAAUAAACUCAAGUCAACUCUGAA
Molecule: messenger RNA, 3164 nt
Organism: Astyanax mexicanus (Mexican tetra)
Lineage: Eukaryota; Metazoa; Chordata; Actinopteri; Characiformes; Acestrorhamphidae
Product: syncytin-A-like
Exons: 2
Coding region: 1089-2756 (555 amino acids)
Source: RefSeq, a predicted model, not a curated record